Messenger RNA from Meira miltonrushii, 1071 nucleotides. Its product is annotated as glycosyl transferase. Lineage: Eukaryota; Fungi; Basidiomycota; Exobasidiomycetes; Exobasidiales; Brachybasidiaceae. The annotation marks the transcript as partial. The record is from RefSeq and is a predicted model, not a curated record. The transcript is spliced from 2 exons. Gene Ontology annotation, cellular component: membrane. Gene Ontology annotation, molecular function: beta-1,4-mannosylglycoprotein 4-beta-N-acetylglucosaminyltransferase activity. Gene Ontology annotation, biological process: N-acetylglucosamine metabolic process; protein N-linked glycosylation.
AACAGGAUACCCAGAAGGGCAGCCUUAUGGGCAAUAUUAGCAGCAUUUUUGAUAUUAUCACUCUUUCUUGCAAUACCCUAUCGACAUAACCUACAAGAUACAUUUUCCUAUUCCACAAGACCUUUAUGGGAUAAAUCCGAAGUACCGAAAUCCGUCAUUGCUCAUCUUCAUUCACCAACAGUACCGACAAACGAUUCAGCAGCAUGUGCUCGACAUGGAUGGAAAUUGCGUGAGAAACCUGUCACGAUUUGGGAUGCAACCUUGAUCAGUACAGAGUUGGAUAUGUUGGAAAUUCGAAUGCGUGAAUUAUGGGAUGUAGUGGAUUCAUUUUUAGUCAUGGAAUCAACACAUACAAUGACGGGGAUCGAAAAAACUCAAAUGCAUUAUCAACAAAAUUCACAAAGAUUCUUGCAAUUUGCACCUAAAUUGCAUCAUAAAGUAGUACAAGGAAGAGCGUUACGAAAAGGUGACGGUCCUUUCACCCUGGCCAACGAACAACGUGCUAUGAUGUCAGCUUUUAUCAAUGAGAAAUCUCCCUCGCAAGACACUCUGAUCUUGAUGGCAGAUAUCGAUGAAAUCCCAAAUAGGGCGACGAUUGAAUUAAUUAAAGCAUGCGAUACACCUUUACCGCUUCAUCUACAACUACAAAAUUAUUUGUAUAGCUUCGAAUUUGCUACUUUGGCUGAUAGUUGGCGAGCAUCCGUUCAAAGGUGGUCUGAUGCCAGUGGAUAUUCUCACGGAAAGGUUUCAGAGCAGAUUCUAACAGCGUCUGGCUGGCACUGCAGCUUCUGCUUUUCAACAUUGGCCGAUUUCAAGUACAAGAUGUUGUCCGCAUCACACGUUGAUAGGCUACUCAAACGUCCUGCAUACAAGUCUUAUUUGACCGAUUCUUCAAUCCAAAAACGAAUAUGCAACGGAAAAGAUUUGUAUGACAUGCCACCUGAAGUUUUCUCUUUUGGAGAUUUGAUCCAGUAUUGGAACGGUGCAAAGCAUACCCUUGGUAAUGAUUACCUUCCACAGGCAGUCUUGACAGAUUACGAACGAUUCAAAUAUCUUUUACCGGGUAAUUGU